Messenger RNA from Scatophagus argus, 4994 nucleotides. RefSeq names its product tumor protein p53 binding protein, 2a (gene tp53bp2a). The transcript is spliced from 21 exons. Gene Ontology annotation, biological process: signal transduction; regulation of apoptotic process. The coding region runs from base 415 to 3846 and encodes 1143 amino acids. Gene Ontology annotation, cellular component: nucleus. Lineage: Eukaryota; Metazoa; Chordata; Actinopteri; Scatophagidae. Gene Ontology annotation, molecular function: p53 binding. The record is from RefSeq and is a predicted model, not a curated record.
UUCGCUGCUAAGAAUCGUGUAGUCCGACUGAAUGAUGUCGACCUUAAGUUGGCUCUUGUGGAAUUACCUUUGAUUUUGUACAAGUGAGUGAAAAGGGUACAGUUUCAUAUUCCCAGCGGACAAGUCUAGUGAGUGGGGGUGUUUUCUGUUCCUAAACGAGGCGGAGCUUGAAUUCCAAAGAGGACUGAGUUUCCUCCCGAUACGUCACUCUGGGAUAGGCUGCGAGCUAUCGAGCAACGCUGUCAGUCAACGGGAUUUCUCGCUGGUUAUCUACGCGUCUUAGGAACGGGACCCCCGAGCAGGAGAAAGUAGCCUUGCCCAUCGCGGGUUUAGGCUCUAGGAUUAAAGUGAUCGCCAGUCCCACAGCUUUCGUCGAAACUGCCAGUGGGGAUUCAUGCUGUGUUGGUUAGCUAAAUGCGGUACGAAGCUAAGAUGAUGCCGAUGUUCCUGACAGUAUACCUCAGUAAUAAUGACCAGCAUUUUACUGAGGUUCCUGUUACCCCAGAGACCCUGUGCCGGGACGUGGUGGAGUUGUGCAAGGAGCCGGGGGAGACAGACUGCCACCUGUCCGAGAUGUGGCGUGGAUCUGAGCGAGCUGUAGGUGAGGGGGAGCGGAUGCUGGAUGUUCUCCAAAGAUGGGGACAACACAGGGCAGAGGUGCGCUUCUUUCUGCGUCACAAUCGAGCUCCUAGUAGGGAAUCAGGAGGGUCAAGAGGCUUGGAGUCAAAGAGGAAUGGAGUAAAGGGUCCCCCAGACAGAAGAAUGGAGAAUGGGGUGGCGACACCCCGCAUGGACAUGACGCUGGCGGAACUACAAGAGAUGGCUGCCAGGCAGCAGCAACAGAUAGAGGCUCAACAACAGCUCCUUGCUUCCAAGGAGCAGAGGCUGCGCUACUUGAAACAACAGGAACAGCGUCAGCAGCAGCAGGCCUCUGAGCAGGAGAAGCUGCAGCGCCUCCGAGAGAACAUCGAGAACCAGGAAACUCGGCUCAAGAAGGUCCGGGCCCUCAAGGGCCAGGUGGAGCAGAAGCGGCUCAGCAAUGGCAAACUGGUGGAGGAGAUAGAACAGAUGAACAACCUGUUCCAGCAGAAGCAGAGAGAAUUAGUAAUGGCUGCGUCCAAAGUGGAGGAGCUCAACAGACAGCUGGAGGUUCUCAGAAAUGGCAAAGUUGACAACUUCCAUGACAGCCAGAGCUCUGUGGCUGAACUGGACCGCCUUUACAAGGAUCUACAGCUGAGGAACAAGCUCAACCAGGAUCAAAACUCCAAGUUGCAGCAGCAGAGGGAGAGCCUGAACAAGCGUAACCUGGAGGUGGCUUCGAUGGACAAACGAAUCAAUGAGCUUCGAGAUCGGCUGUGGAAGAAAAAGGCAGCGUUGCAGCAGAAGGAGAACUUGCCUCCUCCGAUACCCUGGCAUUCAGAGCUCACCCAUGCCACCAAUGGCUAUCCUGGUAAAGAGAGGGCUUCAAAAGACACUCAUCUUCAGCUGCCCUCCGAUGGCCAGGCCGGACAGCAGUCAGGUCCGUCACGCGUGGCAGCGGUCGGCCCGUACAUCCAGUCGUCCACUAUGCCCCGGGGCCCAGUGAGGCACGACCUGCUCGUAAAACCAUCCUACCCAGACGGCACUGCCACCCUUCCAGCCCACGACCCGCAGAGCCUUCAACCAUCCAAGCUGGCAGACUGGGGUUCUUCAGGUCCCGAAUCCAACACCAAUGGCCAUGGCCCGUCUUCAACACUGCCACGAAUGACCUCUCACUCCAACUCUAACACAGAACAAGAUGAGACGGAACUGAAGAGGGACAGGAAGGUGCGUCCAUUUUCUAUGUUUGAGCCAACGGAGACUCCUGCUACUUCCCUCCGCAAAAACCAGAGCAGCGAUGACCUGGUCAGGGACGCUCAGGCUGCUCCAAAGGCUCCAGUUAAAGUGCCUCCUCCCGUCCCCACUAAACCAAAAGGCCCUAGUAUUUUGCCCUAUGGCAAACAAGGCCUCAACACAGGCACCUUCCCUAAAGCCAAGCCCCACAGCCAGCAGCCCCAGGCUGCCCAGGGCCGCAGCCCUCUCCCACCCUCACAGAGCCAGACACUCCCCCUACCUUCUAAGCAGGACACUCCACCUGCAGCUACUGUACGGCCCUUCACCCCCGAGCUGCCCUCCUCCAAAGACUCCAGCCUGAGUAAGCCCCAGACCUUAGCGGCCAGCUCCAUUUACUCCAUGUACACGCAGCAGCCUGGCUCAGGGAAGCCCUUCCAGCCUAGUGUACAGGGCGCUCUCAACAGGUCUCAGAACCGCACCAAUGGAUUUGUCAGUGUGUACGGUAAACCAGUGAUUCCCAGUGGAGGAUCCCUACAUCCAGAGAAUCCUUACCUGGACCGCCGCUCCCCUGCCCCAGAAUCUGAGGUAGACCACAGUGGAGCCAACAACAUGGGUCCCACCCCGUCUGAGGGCCCUCAACCAGAAACAGAGCGCAUUCCCCGGCCCCUCAGCCCGACCAAGCUGCUUCCCUUCAUUUCCAACCCAUACAGGCAUCAGAGUGAUGGUGACCUGGAAGCCCUGAGAAAGAAGCUCUACAAUGCCCCAAGGCCCCUAAAGAAACGCAGCUCCAUCACCGAACCAGAGGGUCCUGCAGGUCCGAACAUUCAAAAACUCCUUUACCAGAAGACCACUCUAGCAGCUAUGGAGACCACUGUGACUACACCUACAACUCCGACCUAUGCUGGUGAAGCAGAGAAGGCGGUGGAGGGAUCUGUGGGGCCACAUGGCCCAAGCCCUGUGAGUGGUACAGACAACCACUCGACAGAGACAGGACAGACUCUGGAGGGAGGACAGCUCCCAUCUCAUGUCCCAGGUGUUAAUGUCCCCAUUCCAGCCCCAGCUGAACAAACCAAACCACCUUCAGCCAUCCCAGAGAGCGAGUGCAUUAUCCCCCCUCCUCCCCCAUCCCACCCAGCUCCCAGACCAGAUGAUGCUCUUUUCCCACCACCACCCCCUGCCGGCUUGGAGGACACAAUGCCCAACCUGCCCCCUCCACCUCCAGAAGGCUUCCUGGAAGAGUUUCCCCCUUACCCACCACCCCCAUACCCCAGUGGAGCAGAGCAGGACAGCUUGGGAGAGGACACCUUUAACAUGAAGGCACCUGAAGUCACUGGCCAGGUCACUCUGCCACCGGGGAAGAGGACCAACUUGCGCAAGCCUGGCUCUGAGCGCAUCGAUCACAACAUGAGAGUGAAGUUCAACCCACUGGCUCUGCUGUUGGACUCAUCUCUGGAGGGAGAGUUUGACCUGGUCCAGAGAAUCAUCUAUGAAGUAGAGGAUCCCAGUCAGCCCAACGAUGAAGGCAUCACCGCUCUACACAAUGCUGUCUGUGCUGGACAUACAGAGAUAGUCAAGUUUCUGGUUCAGUUUGGUGUCAAUGUCAAUGCUGCUGAUAGUGAUGGCUGGACACCUCUUCAUUGUGCUGCAUCCUGCAACAAUGUGCAAGUGUGCAAGUUCCUGGUGGAGUCUGGCGCAGCAGUGUUUGCUAUGACAUACAGCGACAUGCAGACGGCUGCUGAUAAAUGUGAAGAGAUGGAGGAGGGCUAUACCCAGUGCUCUCAGUUCCUCUAUGGUGUGCAAGAGAAAAUGGGCAUCAUGAACAGGGGUGUGGUCUAUGGUCUGUGGGACUACAACAGUGAAAACCCUGAUGAACUGUCUUUCCGCGAGGGAGACUGCAUGACCAUCAUUCGCAGAGAGGAUGAGGAUGAGAUUGACUGGUGGUGGGCACGCAUGGGUGACACUGAGGGGUACAUUCCCCGAAACCUACUUGGGCUCUACCCCAGAAUAAAGCCGAGACAGAGAACCCUGGCUUAAAACACAAAGAUCUCUGCACAUUCCAGUCUGCCAGAUCUCUCCAAAACUCACACAUCCACACAGGCUUUAACAGACUGGAGAGGAGAAGGACACUGCUGAAAUGAAGAGACAAAGACAGACCAAACAAUAUGAAGGAUCAACUAUGAACUCGUUCUGGCACUUUUUCUGUAUCUACAACAGAAUCACCUAUUUCCAGGCCACACUGUGUUUCUAAGACACUAUUGGCAUUGUUUUUCAUUUAUUCAUUUUUCUGCUGUUUUUGUUGUUUUUCUAAUUAGUGUCUAAAACUAUUUCUGAAGUGACAGAAACUCAAAUGUUGGGACAUAAAUGGAGCAAAGCAGUAUUUGUAUUGCUAGAAAGUGAUUUUUACACUUUUGAGUAGUCUUUUAAAACUUAUUUUCUGGGCUACUGGUUAUUUUCUAACACACUUGCAGCUCUGCAUUGCAUGAGGUGAAUGAGUGGAUGAUGAUGAUGCCUUUGACAUGCUCUAUGACAUGACAAUCUUUGGGGAGCACUCUUUGUCUACCGUGUUGAGUGACUGAGCCUCUGUGUAACUGCACUGGAAGUGUGAAGUUUCAGUUGUAAGCACCACUGUUCUGGCUAAACAAAUAGGAAAUGUUUGGGAGGGGGACUGGUGAUGAGGCUGAUCUGUUGCUGAUCAUUCUGUGGUUUAUGAUACCCAGAAAGACAGUCUGCUUUCUUGCAUUGGCAUGUGGUUAAGAUGCCAUAGACAGUGUGUGUAUACUUAUAUUUCUGUCACAAACGCUAGUGAAUGUUGCUCUAGGAACGAAAUUGUUACGAAAAUGGACUUUAACACUCCUAAGAGGCCCUUUGAUAAAGAAGAUGUCAUGCAGUAUGAAUUUGAAUAUUUUAUUACAGCCAUUCCAGGACAGUAAAGUAGUGUAUGAAGCCAAGAAGAAAGCUUUUUUUUUUGUAGUAAUCAGUGAGAUGACACACCAUAUUGUAAAGUCAGGCAGUUUCUAAGUCGAAUCAAAAUAUCUGAAUUCCCAAGACUCAACUCAUCACAUAUCUGUCAGUGCAGAUUAUAUUUAUUUUUGUUACUCUUGUCUUUAGCCCUUUUGUCAGAAACAUAACCACAAAUGUACUGUAGUAUUUCAAACAUUUACAAUAAAAUACUUUGUACUCAG